AUGGCGUUCGUCACGCGUGUGUUCAAAUCUUAUCCUAGAAUGUUCCUGACUGAGAAUCUCCCCCCUUUCAUUCACUGGACUCAAAAUGCAUUUCGGAUUGCUGAGCCACUGGCAAAUUGCAUGAACAUCGCACGCAUGUGGGUGGCACAGACUCCUGAGAGCGCAGCGAUGGUACCAUCACUCUCAAGUGGAGAUCCGAGGCUGAAACGAGGCAAGCAGCGUGCAUUUUCCGGCCACCUGGAACUCUUGGCUAUACUACAGGGCUACCUUCUCUACGCCAUAAUGCUCUUCUCCUCAGCGAAUGCUGCCAGCCUGGUUGAACAAGAUAUCAUGAUCAAACUCCAAGAUUUAGCAGGCGAUCUCGCAAGCAGAGGAACACUCUGUCCUGCCGAGACAACCAGCAGCCGGCCCGACUGGGAAUCAUGGAUUGUCGCUUCCGCAAAACGAAGAACACUCUUCGCUACCUAUCUAUUUGACAACCUGGUCAACUUCAGCGUGGGCUCGCCAUCCUUUGUUGCCGUAGAGCUAACUGGGCUCCCAGCUCCCGCGAGCAAGACUCUAUGGAAUGCACGGGAUCGUCAAUCUUGGAGUACGGCGUAUAAUCAACAGCUAGGCCUCUGGAGCGACGGGGAGCUACUCAUCAAUGAUCUCUGGCCACAGCAUGACCCUAUUCCAGCGCCGAUGCGACAGAAAAAGAUCGAUAAUUGGCUGUCGUCCGUAGACGAAUUUGGUAUGAUGUUAUACGCCGUAACGACUCAUACCUACGGUGAAGUUUGA
Cladophialophora immunda is the source of this 777-nucleotide messenger RNA. RefSeq lists its product as uncharacterized. The coding region runs from base 1 to 777 and encodes 258 amino acids. Gene Ontology annotation, biological process: DNA-templated transcription. The record is from RefSeq and is a predicted model, not a curated record. NCBI's taxonomy places the organism in Eukaryota, Fungi, Ascomycota, Eurotiomycetes, Chaetothyriales, Herpotrichiellaceae. Gene Ontology annotation, molecular function: DNA binding; zinc ion binding. The transcript has 2 exons.